AAGAAAGCUGGACAGGAAAUAAACAGAAAGAACACAAUACUUAUACUAAGUCUUUGGGAACGAUAAUAGCAACUGGAUCAAGUGAGCAACAGCUUACGGCUCCUUCUGCUUUGAAUGGCUUUACUAGAGGCGUUGAAAGUGAUAGAAAUGCCAAGGAAUAUGAAACUGUUCUUAAAAAUUUAGAUAUGGCAUUCACCGUGGAGCAUACAUUGGAACAUAAUGAUUAUGUAAAUGAAGUGGGACAACAGCGCAGACAGGCUAUGAAACACGCUUCCGAACAUAACCAAGAGGAAGAAUCUAUUGAUUCAAAUAAAUCCAAUAAAAGCAAUUAUUAUUCUUUGAGAAAAAAGUAA
Messenger RNA from Cetraspora pellucida, 353 nucleotides. The record is from the annotation of a GenBank genome assembly. NCBI's taxonomy places the organism in Eukaryota, Fungi, Glomeromycota, Glomeromycetes, Diversisporales, Gigasporaceae.